AUGCAGCACCACGGCGGCACGUAUGCAAGCCCAGUGGCCACAUCUGGCUAUGCUCUGCACCCUUCCCAGCAGCCCGCAGUGUAUGUCUACCAGGGGCAGAAGUAUAGCGACUUCCACCAGCUCCAAGCAGCCAUGCAGCAAGCUCCACUGCCGGUCGCGCCGGUCGCGCCGGCCAGUGCACCCUGGGGGGAGGCCUUGAAAGAUUCGGCAGCCUUGGAGCGAAAAGUUCACGAACUCUUCGUGCAAUAUGCUGGAGCUGAUCGAAAAUUGGACCCUCCGGAGUUGCAUGGACUCGCCGUGUGUGUUGGACAGCAGCUGGGAGUGGACCCCAUGGCCUUCGGAGACGUCAGGACCUUGUUCCACCGCUUUGAUUUCAGCGGUGACGGGCACUUGGACGAGAAGGAAACGCUGAACCUGAUUCAGUACAUGCUGCGCGUCCAUCGCGACCUGCAGCGGAAACGCUCCGCUCAGCUGGCGCAGAAACCGCAUGCGCCGGAUUUCACGGCGAAAUCCAUUCCCUUCAAACAGGUGGAAACGGUCUUUGAUUUGCAGAAGAAGCUGGGACAAGGAGGGCAAGGUGCUGUGUACCUGGCCGCCGAGCGCAGCACGCAGCAGAAGCGAGUCGUGAAAUUUUACGACAAGACUUGCGCGAAUGCGCCGGUGGAGGACAUCGUGGAGGAGUUUAAACUUCUGACCAAAUUGGACCAUCCAAAAAUUGCCCGAGUUUACGAGGUGUUUCAAGACCAUGCCUACAUUUACGUGGUGAGUGAGCCCUACUUUGGCGGGGAUCUCACGACUUGUGCGCAGAGGGCCAGUGAGAAUGGAGUGGCCUUGAAUCAGCACUGGCUGGCCGGGAUCCUUCGGCAAGUCUGUGCAGGCAUCCUGUAUCUCCACAACAACAAGUGCAUGCACUGCGACAUCAAGGAACCCAAUGUGAUGAUUUCUGGAGACUCUGACUGGCAUGCUCCGAAUGUUGUGGUCAUUGACUUUGGCUUGGCGCGGGAUUUCAAGAAAUACAGCACGGGAGUCAUGGGAACACCUGGCUACAUGCCGCCAGAGGUUUGGAUGCAAGGCAUUUGGACCAUCUAUGGCGACGUCUUUUCCAUGGGUGUGAUGUUUUACAACCUCUACUGUCUACAUCAGAGGAAAGCCUUUGAAGGGAGAACGGUGCAGCAGCUUCAAGCACAAGCUUGCCAGUUGGCUGUUGACUGGCAGCCCUUGUCGAACUGCUUGUCUUUCCAGCACUUGGUGCAGCAGAUGAUGCAGCCCUCUUUCAAAGCCAGACCGAAAGUGGAGCAGGUGAUGAUGCACGACUGGUGGCGGGAAGCUGGAAAGGAAGAAACGAGUCCUAUCUCCAAUAAGGCGAUUUCAGAGCUGGGCAAGCUUCGACAGACGAGUGAUUUGCACAGGGCCUUGAUGACAGACAUGGUGGGCAGGGAAAAUCUCACCCAGCUGAAGGAGCUCAAUGAUCUUUUUGCUUCCAUGGAUGUGGAUCACAGCGGCACGGUCACUGAAGCCGAAGCCAGACAGGCUUUGAAGAAUAAGAUGCCAGCAACCGAAAUCGAGCGAUUGGUGAGCACGCUGAUGGGCGACAAAGGUUCCCUGACCUACAGCCGCUUUAUGGCUGAGAUGAUAGCGGCCAAAAAGGCUGAGAAUGAUGAGGUGCUGUGGCGAAUGUUUAAGGAGUUGGACGUGGAUAACAACAACUCCCUGGAUGCCAAUGAGAUUCGGGCUAUGCUACAAAAGCAAAAGGUCAGAGAAAUUAUGGCCGAUCGCACUGUUACUGAUGUGAUGGACAAGAUGGGCCUGAACCGCUCUGGAAGUGUAUCGUUCCAGGAUUUCAAGCGAGCACUGGAAACGGUGCAAAAUGAGUCGCAGGUUCAGGACUCGUCUUCGGGGUCUUCGCAAUUGCGGGAAGGGGACAAGGUACAAUACUUCUCGUCAAGCUAUGCUAUGUGGAUGGAUACGACCAUUGUGGCCCUAGACUCCACGACUGGUGCGAUGCAGCUUCAGUGCAAACCAGGCUACUGGCUGCCACCAGAAGAACAGCAUAAAGUGUUACGAAUCUCUGCCUUCAACUCUCAGGAGCUUUCGAACACAGCGUUUGGGUACGCAACUGUGAGUGCCAUCAAUGUUCCGCUGAUGGAUGCCAUUGCGGCAGAGAUGGUAGAGAGGAUUGAAGCGGGAGCUGCAGACAACCAAGCUCUUUCCAACACUGCUUGGGCGUUUGCCAAGUGUGAGCUGUACUAUGAACCACUCCAUGAAGCCAUCUCGGCUGCUGCCAUUCGAAGAGUGUCAGAAUUUGUUCCCCAAGGUUUGUCGAAUUUGGCGUGA
This is a messenger RNA of Cladocopium goreaui, 2334 nucleotides long. NCBI's taxonomy places the organism in Eukaryota, Dinophyceae, Suessiales, Symbiodiniaceae. The record is from the annotation of a GenBank genome assembly.